UUUAUAAAGAUGGCCGCUCGAGUGUUGAGGCGUGCGAUACAACAGCAGGUUUACCUGCAAAAAAUGUUAUCUAGCAAUAUACACUUGUGUCGUACAAAUGUGAGGCUGAUCAGUACAGCUAACAGACUUUUAUCAAACAAACUAUUUUCUGACAAACACGAGUGGGUAACAGUAGAUGAAAAUGUCGGGACUGUUGGAAUAUCUGACUAUGCUCAGGAAGCUUUAGGGGAAGUAGUUUAUGCACAGCUUCCUGAAGAAGGAACAGAGCUGGAGAAAGAUGAUGAGAUUGGAGUGUUGGAGAGUGUGAAGGCAGCCAGUGAGAUUUACACACCUGUAUCUGGUACUGUUGUCUCAAGUAAUAAAGCUGUGGAGGAGGAUCCCACCCUUGUCAACAAGUCCUGUUACGAUCAAGGGUGGCUGUUUAAACUGGAUUUAACAAACAGGUCAGAGCUAGAUGGUUUGAUGUCUGAAGAGGAUUAUAAAGUCUUCUUAAAAACACUAGAAUGAGUGUGACAAGUGACUGGUUUAGCUGUUGAUUUGCCUCCCACUGUGUAGCUAAGUCCUUCAGUGUUAUAUUUUACUGUUGUUGUUUUAUGCAGGACUUUAGUGGUGUAUGAAGGAAUGUAUGCACUCAAAUAAUUAUUAUUCGGUGUAAUUUCGACCUAAAGAGAAAGCAGAAAACAAUCACAUUAAAUAAAAUCUGUAUGAGUAAUAUAUAUGUUUGUAUAUAAGUACUGUUUGUGUGAUCUAGAUUUAAAUUGUUUAUAAUUUUCUUAUAGAUCUAAAACUGUUCAUCUUUUGAGCUGCAGCAUGUAUGCGGCCAGGUAGUCUGCUUCAAACUGUCAUUGGUGUUUGAAUAUCUUCACAAUGUCAACCUUGUAUUUAGAAAGAAAUCUUGUUAACAAGGGCCCUGUAUCUGUUUCUAGGUGUGUCUGCUUAUUUUUGUAGGGAAAAGGUAACAAGUUUGAGAAUUUUUGUAAAUUAUUUUAUCAAAAAAGUGCUAUUAAAAAAAUUAAUGCUAUCACAUGUUGAUAUUUCAUGAUUAUGCAGAUAGUUCUUUUCCCAAUAUAAUUGGGUGCUUGUUUUAAAAACAAAUAAAAAUAUUUUAAAAAACCCAUAUUAAGAUGUGACUUUUAAUAAAAGAAUAUACAUGUUUAUGUCUGAAUCAACAUAAACUAUGCCAAGAUGUGAAAAAUGAUAUACGUUUUGUAUGGGCAUUAUUGAAAAAUGCUCAGGAAGUAAAUCUGAUUGUAUAUUGGUACAGUUAUAAGAAUCUCAGGAAAUAGACUAUAUAAUAUAUAUACAGUAUCUAUACACUGAAUCUCUACCAAAGAUGAUUGACAGGUCAAAACUCAAAACAAUUUACAGUUGUUAUAACCUCAGGUCAUACAUGCAUAUAUAGCUGAUGAUACAGUACAUAUAGCUGAUGAUACAGUACAUAUAGCUGAUGACACAGUACAUAUAGCUGAUGACACAGUACAUAUAGCUGAUGAUACAGUAUAUAUAGCUGAUGAUACAGUACAUAUAGCUGAUGACACAGUACAUAUAGCUGAUGAUACAGUAUAUAUAGCUGAUGACACAGUACAUAUAGCUGAUGAUACAGUAUAUAAAGCUGAUGAUACAGUACAUAUAGCUGAUGAUACAGUAUAUAUAGCUGAUGUUACAGUACAUAUAGCUAAUGAUACAGUACAUAUAGCUGAUGAUACAGUAUAUAUAGCUGAUGAUACAGUACAUAUAGCUGAUGACACAGUAUAUAUAGCUGAUGAUACAGUACAUAUAGCUGAUGAUACAGUAUAUAUAAUUUCCCUCCAUAUGUAAGACUGCAUGCUGCAUUCUCAUGAUAUAGGGUAUUAUGAUAAAACCUGUUUCAGAAGUUUAAUUCAAACUAGAUAAACAAAAGUCACCCAUGAUUUUGUAAUGUAAAUGAUGUUCCUUUACCUUUAGACUUGUUUCAUUGUUCUUCUUUGUUAAAUAACAACAGAUGUGCUGUCUGAUAACACAUUUCAAGUGUCAGACAAUGUCUGUCAUAUCAUGAUCUGUUAAAGAUUUUUAUGAUCAAAGUAUGAUCACUUUUCAACCUUCGCCCAAAGAAGUUAUACAACACAAUAUAUGCCUUCACAAAAGUCACAGAUGUUGAUAUUGGUAGAUUUUUUUUGAAGAUCGAAGACCAUCCCUAUACUGACUUACAAUUUAUAUAUGUUGAAAUUAGACAACAAUAAUGAUACAAUAAACAACUAGAAGCUUUUGAGUUGUCACAAUAAUUAGAAGCUUUAAAGAUAUAGAUCAGGAUGAUUGAUCCUAAUCAACUAGAAGCUUUGAGUGGUCAGAAUAAUUAGAAGCUGUAAAGAUAUAGAUCAGGAUAUCCCCACCUUCGGAAUCCAAGUAUCACACUAAAUAAUUAUCCCUUGUUUAUUGUAUGUGAAUGCUACCCCCGGAAUUUCUGCGAUGGACUGUCUUGUUGAUACAUAUGCAAUUUCAGCAUGAAUAGCCCUGAUUUGUCCUUUUGAAAUGAGUAGAAGAUAUGAAAAUAAGGGUUAUUAAGUUAUCAUUAUCACAAAUGAUUUUAUUCUGUUAUUUAAGAAGUUUGCAUGCUAUAGUAUAAAGCAUUUGUGGUUUAGUAUUUUGAGGAAUAGAGUAAUCUCUAGACUAUUUUGUUGAUCAUUAAAAUUGUGGUUACAAAUGAUGUAUGAGUGAAAAGUACUUUGUGUCCUAAUUGUCCAUUAUGUCUUUCAGAGAUUACAUAUAAUAAACCUUAUUUGCAUACAUAGA
This is a messenger RNA of Pecten maximus, 2769 nucleotides long. Its product is annotated as glycine cleavage system H protein, mitochondrial-like. The record is from RefSeq and is a predicted model, not a curated record. The transcript is spliced from 5 exons. NCBI's taxonomy places the organism in Eukaryota, Metazoa, Mollusca, Bivalvia, Pectinida, Pectinidae. Gene Ontology annotation, biological process: glycine decarboxylation via glycine cleavage system; protein lipoylation. Gene Ontology annotation, cellular component: mitochondrion; cytoplasm; glycine cleavage complex. The coding region runs from base 10 to 507 and encodes 165 amino acids.